CGGGAAUUACACGUGCGAAGCUGGCUUCAGCUGGGAUGUCCUCUAGCACCAAGUUUGUGCCAGGGGUGAUAAGCCCAAUAAAGAUCAACCAGGUAAGUACCCUGGAGAUGAGUGUUCCGAUUGUCAAAUGCCCCUCUACUGGAAGGGAUCUAAGUCAUAAUUUCAAUCCACUUUGUUGGAAUGACAAAGCUGGCACUCAGAACAAAAAGAAAAGCCGGAAGCACCAGCGCUACAUGAUGCGCAGAGCGCUGGAGCAGAAGGGACACCUGGCAGCCAGAACAAAAGAGAAGAAUCUUGUUAGGACCACAGAUGUCUCUGAAAUGGAUGGGAUGCAGGACUCGUCGUCCUGGGAAAACGGAAGUCACCAGUUGCUCCAGACAGACGUGAUAACAACUCAGGAGACUUCUUCCAGAUUUGGUGAAGCUGUCUCCAUCUCCUCUGAGGACCUAGCCAGGCAGCCAUCAUCUUGCCAAGGUCUUCAGAACCUGCUAGCCUCCCCCAGCAUCUCAGAAAAAGGGAUUAGUCCCUUCCUGCCUCAGAAAUCUGUGAAGCGUGUGGCCAUUGACUGCGAAAUGGUAGGCACGGGUCCUUGUGGAAAGACAAGCGAGUUGGCACGUUGUACGGUGGUGAGCUAUGACGGUGAUGUGAUCUAUGACAAAUACAUUCUUCCAGAAUGUCCAAUUGUAGAUUAUAGGACGCGUUGGAGUGGCAUCACCUGGAAGCACAUGAGAAAAGCAAUUCCUUUCCGGAUUGCACAGGGCGAGAUCAUACAGAUCUUGAAGGAUAAAAUAGUCGUGGGACAUGCUCUCCACAAUGAUUUCCGAGCCUUAAAAUACUUUCCCUCCCGAGCCUGGAGGCGUGAUACAAGCCAGUGUCCUCUGUUGAAGAAGAAGAUUGCAUCAACUCUGAAACCAAGCAUGUCUCUCAAGAACCUAACUCAUCAGCUGCUACACAAAGACAUUCAGGUUGGCAAGCACGGGCAUUCAUCUGUGGAAGAUGCUCAAGCUUCUAUGGAGCUUUACAGAUUGGUAGAGUUUCCAUGGGAGGAGCUCCUGACACCCAGUCACCCCAUGGGCCCUUCCCACGGCACCCCGGAGGUUGAUACCAAUCACAGUUGCUACAUGGAUGAUCAAUAUUGGCCCAAGGACCUUGACAUAGACUGCAAAUGAAGGUUCGGGUUUUAGGAAGUUUGUAAAGAAGUGAUGCUGAUAUUCCAAAGAGAAAACGGGGAUUCGUGCCUUCCAGCAUCAACAAAGCAGCAUUUAUUUACAUUCUUUUCCCUCAGAGUGGUACAUGCCAAAGAAAACUUCAAGCCCAGACUAGCUUUUUCAGUUUUGAACCUUGGAAAGUUGCACCUGAAGAACCUCCGGCCUUUAAGCCUUUGAAGUUUGAGCUGAAGAAGUUGGCCACAUGACCUGUGUAGAACCCAGACUAGCCAGAAAAGCCAUUUCCUUUUUAAAGAAAGCUUUAGAAUCCUUCUCCAUUCUUCUUGCUGAAUGAAUGACGUAUGAGUAUGUUGCUGAAUCAGCCUAGACCUGGAGGGGAUAGGAGGGAGGGAUUUUUUUCCAGCUAAUUGAAUUUAUUUCCUUUUACUCCAGGCCUAAUUUUAGAUUUCCUUAUCUGAUUAUAAUGCUGAGUGAAAACUAAGGUGAUGUGUAUCCAAUCUUAACAUUGUGGAGCUGUGUAGGUCUCUCUCUCUCUGUGUACAUCUGUGUGUUAUGUUCCAGCUGAUUUACGUAGUAUUUUCUUCUGCGUUAAACCACCUAGGAAUGCAUUCACAUCCUGAAAUGUAACCAGAACCAAUGGAUCCUGGUUACCUUCAAUGACACUUCCUGCAGGGAUAAUAGCUGCAAAAAAGGGUUCUUAUCUCUAAGUGUGUUAGCGAUUGGCUUAUUUGCAUAUUUGGAGAGUUUCCCUGUUUAUCAGUAUAUCCAAAGGGAGUUUGGGACCACUUAGGGCAAAACAUUUGAUAUCUUUCUGCAGCAAAUAAGUACUGCUUGGAAUAGUAGAAAUGCGCCCAGCUUGAGUUGUUGCAAAUUCCAGUUGAAGGAUUAUGAUGCUAAACACACACACACACACACACAGGUGUGGAGGGGAACCCCACAGAUGUUCAAAGCUAAACUAGGCUGUCCAGAAUAUUAAACAGAAGAAGGAAUUGGCCAUCUCCAAAAACAAGUAUGAGUUAAGCAUCAAAUGUGAAAAUAUGUCUCUCUUGUUCCAUCAUUCUGUUCUUCCAUCUGAAAUCUAAAGCUAGAGCAGAGUCCCCUUCACCACUUUGACGGUUGGUCAUGACUUGGUGUUCAAACGGAACAGCUUCCCCAGAAGUCUCUGGUGCUAUCAUCUGAUUGGGACAAGGCUCUCUUUGUUACUCAAACAGAAAUGGGAAACCGGCUAUGCUUUAGAAUUAGAAAUCACCAGCAUCCGACUUGUUUGCCAGAUAUUGCAUGAAAGUUCUGAGGUUGAUAGUUUAUAUGCAGUAGAGAGUGGAGUGGAGUAGUGUGGAAUGGAAUGGAAUGGAGAAUGGAA
This is a messenger RNA of Pseudonaja textilis, 2526 nucleotides long. Its product is annotated as apoptosis-enhancing nuclease-like. Gene Ontology annotation, cellular component: nucleus. Gene Ontology annotation, molecular function: nucleic acid binding; exonuclease activity. The record is from RefSeq and is a predicted model, not a curated record. Lineage: Eukaryota; Metazoa; Chordata; Lepidosauria; Squamata; Elapidae.